This is a messenger RNA of Acytostelium subglobosum LB1, 771 nucleotides long. RefSeq lists its product as hypothetical. The transcript has a single exon. NCBI's taxonomy places the organism in Eukaryota, Evosea, Eumycetozoa, Acytosteliales, Acytosteliaceae. The coding region runs from base 1 to 771 and encodes 256 amino acids. Gene Ontology annotation, molecular function: DNA-binding transcription factor activity, RNA polymerase II-specific; RNA polymerase II cis-regulatory region sequence-specific DNA binding. Gene Ontology annotation, cellular component: RNA polymerase II transcription regulator complex. Gene Ontology annotation, biological process: regulation of transcription by RNA polymerase II. The record is from RefSeq and is a predicted model, not a curated record.
AUGAAUACUACUGCUGGCUCUGAGCCAUCUUCACCACUGCCUCCAACACUGCAAACUCAGUCAUCCAAGUCUCAUUCACCAAGAACAAUGGUAGCGCCAAAGAAGCAGAUCAAGUCUGCAUCCGCCAAGUCUUCGCCCAAGUCCUCACCCAGGAUCAAGUCUAAGUCCAAGUCACCCAAAGAAUCACCUGUUGUUGAGCCACUAUCCCCACCAGUGCUGCAAACAUAUCCCUCAUUCACCGAUGCCAUCGACACCACUGAGACCACUGACACCGCCACCCGAGAGACUCGUUCACUGAAGUCAAUUUCCGAUCUUGUGUUGAGCGAGUACCGUCACUCAGAUCCUGGAACUCGUAUCGACAUGAACGACCUUGUCUCCAAGACUCAGGUGACCAAGCGUCGUUUCUACGAGAUCAUGAACGUUAUGGAGUGUGUUGGCGUUGUGCGCAAGGAGGAGCGUGAUGCCUACUACUGGGUUGGCUAUAAGAAUGUGGAGAAAACCAUAAACUCCAUCUUCGAGACGACCGCCGACCUGUCGGCCAAGAUGACUUCGAUUAAUUCCCUAUGCUACCAGUUCAUUGCCAUGUUUGCCAUCAAACAUAUGAUAAGCAUCAACGAUGUGCGCGAGGAGUACGAUCUGGAUUCCAGGCCAGCCCGUUGCAAGCGUCUCUAUGACAUUGCCAACAUCCUGGAGAGUCUUGGUCUUAUUACCAAGUCCGAGAAGGUUAAGUCCAAACAGAUGUACACCUGGAAUGGACCUCCAUCUAAUUAA